Messenger RNA from Ziziphus jujuba (common jujube), 1597 nucleotides. Its product is annotated as ethylene-responsive transcription factor ERF014. Gene Ontology annotation, biological process: regulation of DNA-templated transcription. The transcript has a single exon. Gene Ontology annotation, molecular function: DNA binding; DNA-binding transcription factor activity. Bases 437 to 1177 code for a protein of 246 amino acids. Lineage: Eukaryota; Viridiplantae; Streptophyta; Magnoliopsida; Rosales; Rhamnaceae. The record is from RefSeq and is a predicted model, not a curated record.
UUUGUACAAAGUAAUAAAAAGGACAAUAAAGUCAUUUUCAAGAAACUCUAUAGUUUCUCCAUUAAGUUGAAGCUGAAAAUAUCUGUCACCCAUUAUCAUAUUCAAAAAAUGGAUAGUUAGAGCCAUACUGUUAUUUUGACUGAGAGAGAGAGAGAGAGAGAGAGAGAGAUCUGCUAGCUAAGCUUCCCACUCCCCCAAUCCCAUCUCUAUAAAUGGUAAUCUUUUCCUUAAUUUCCUUCCCAUUGAGUUUCCUAUCUCGUUCCUUUUUUCUUCAUCACUUCCACAAAGCCAACAUAUAAACACCAAAACCAACUUAUAAUUUAUACCACCUCAACACAACAAAAAAGAGAAACAGAUACAUAUAACCUAUAGCUAUAUAUCUAUAAUCUUUCUACCUUUGUUCAUCGGCAAAACAUUUGAUAUCUUUGUGCAAACGAUGGUGAAGACAACCACAGAGCAGAAGAAGAUCCAGAAAGAAGCACCGAAGGCAAUGUCAUCAUCAUCAUCAUCAGGAAGCAAUAACAACAAAAAGAAGUACAAGGGAGUGAGGAUGAGAAGCUGGGGUUCAUAUGUAUCAGAGAUAAGGGCACCUAAUCAAAAAACAAGAAUAUGGUUAGGCUCUUAUUCUACACCUGAAGCAGCUGCAAGGGCUUAUGAUGCAGCACUUCUGUGCCUCAAGGGCUCUUCUGCAAAUCUCAAUUUCCCAAUCAGUCCUUCCUCGUUUCAUCAUAUUCCUCCUCAGGACACCAUUUUGUCUCCCAAGUACAUCCAGAGAGUAGCUGCUGCUGCCGCCAAUAGUUUUAUUGACAAUAAUGCCCCAAGCACUGCCACUAGUGCACCAUCUUCUCCUCCUCAGCCUCAUUCUUCUUCCUUUUCCGCAUCAUCAUCAUCAUCAUCUUUGGUUUCAUCCCCAUCUUUGUCCUCAUCAUCACCGUCUGAUCAACUUGACGACGACGUUUCGUUGAUUGGGACCUACAUGCGUGGUAUUACCUAUGAUGAUCAUCAUGACCAACAAGGAAAUAUUGAACUAAUGGCUAUGAUGGAAUCGUGGUACAACUUUGAUAACCUACAAUCACCCAAGUAUGUUGAUCAGAUGCUGAAUGGUGCUCUUUUUGGUCCAUCUCUUAUAGAUGAUCUCUAUGAAGAAAGCGAUAUUUCUUUGUGGAGCUUCUGCUGAUUAAAGAUGACCAUUAUAGAGAUUUUUGUAUUUACUAAACCAAAACCCAUAUAUCAUUCUUUUAAUCACAUCCAUUCAUUUUUUUUUUUCCCCAUUGAUAAUGAUCUUUGAUUUAUUUGUUAAAGAUAUAUUAUUACUGACAGUGACAAGAAAAAAUCAUAUGAUAUAUUAUAUAUUUGUUAGUAUGAAUUAUAUUAGCUGUGGGAAGAACAAAUUCAUUUGGCGAGAUGAGACCUUUUUUUUCCCCCCCUUUGACUCUCUCGAUCAUGUGGGUUUCUUUGUAAUUUAAUUAUUUGGAUUUUAUGUAUCAUUAAUGCAAAUUAAGUGUUUCAUAUUUCGAAUGUUAUCAAUAUCGGUAUUUAUAUUGUAAUCCAAUAAAAUUACAUGGAGAUAGAUUUAUUUAUUUUUUUAAAUUUUCAA